GGAGAAAUUGCAGUUGAUUUUUGGAGUGAAAAGUAAUUGUUUAUACUUUUUCAGUAUGAAAUUGAUUAAUUUGUCGGUUUUGUUUUUGGCGAUCGCUUCGGUGCAUUCGAAACACGGGCGUUCGGGACAUCGUGGGUCACAUUCGUCGAACAGCGAUUGUCGUGACGGAUCCCAUGACGGGAUCGGAACUGUUAGACGGGAAUAUCUGUUGAAGAUAGGUGCUAACGGAGACCCUCUCGAAAUCGGAACUGGUGGAGGGGGAUAUCUGUUGAAGGUAGAUCCUAACGGAGAACCUCUCAAAAUCGGAACUGAUGGAGGGAAAUUUCUGUUAAAGAAAGGUUCUAGCGGAGGAUCCGUCGGGAUCGGAAAUGAUGGACAGGAAUAUUUGUUAGAUGACGGUCUUAUCAAGGACUCCGACGACGAUGUUUAUUCGAGUUACCUAGAACCCGAAGGUAAAAGAAAACCCGUAUCAGCAGUUUUGGUCAGCGACUCAAUUCCACCAGUUUAUGCGAAAUCGGCGGAAUCUGCACGUAAAAAAAAAUUUUUGGUCAGCGAGCCACUGCCAUCAGUUUAUGCGAGUUGGGUAGAACCUGCAGAUGGAAAAAAAUCCUCAUCACGAGUUCGGUCCCGCAAAACAAUUCCGUUAGGUGGGAACAAUAAAUUAAAAAAAAUAUUCUAAGUCAAUUGAUACCGC
This is a messenger RNA of Fopius arisanus, 694 nucleotides long. RefSeq lists its product as uncharacterized. The record is from RefSeq and is a predicted model, not a curated record. Lineage: Eukaryota; Metazoa; Arthropoda; Insecta; Hymenoptera; Braconidae. The coding region runs from base 56 to 679 and encodes 207 amino acids. The transcript is spliced from 9 exons.